Messenger RNA from Saccostrea echinata, 2905 nucleotides. Its product is annotated as guanine nucleotide exchange protein SMCR8-like. The transcript is spliced from 26 exons. Gene Ontology annotation, molecular function: GTPase activator activity. Gene Ontology annotation, cellular component: guanyl-nucleotide exchange factor complex. The record is from RefSeq and is a predicted model, not a curated record. Bases 132 to 2873 code for a protein of 913 amino acids. Lineage: Eukaryota; Metazoa; Mollusca; Bivalvia; Ostreida; Ostreidae.
AGUAGUGACUGUAGUGUCAAGUGUGUCCCUGUCAGAUGUUGGUUGUUCCACCAACAAUAGCAAUGUAGACCGAGAGAAAAUUUUGUAGAAGUGAUACUUUUUAGUAUUAGAGAGCAUUAUAAAGUCAGAAAAUGUUUGGUGCAGACCUUCCCUACAAUUUGUACAUACAAGAGGAAGAACCACAAACUGAAAAUGGAUGGAAUUUCGAUCUGGAAGAGUACCUUAGCCCCCAUACACAAAUUCCCCACCCGUGGAACCAGCAGCUUACUGGUGAGACACAACUAGACAUGGACUUCAUCCUGGUGGCUGAAUUUUCUGAGUUAGAGGGACCAAGAGAAGUGCUGACAAUCCCAAGGGGUGGAUCCAGUAACUUCAACAUCACAGAUUUCUCUGUCAGAAUCAUGUCCCUGGAUCACCAAACUACAACAAAACAGGGAUUUCAUCUGAUUGAAGAUUCUCAAGUGAUGUUUUCUGAGAUCAAAGAUAAUGUUUUUGCAUUUGUACAUCAUUUUGCUUUGUAUGAUCGCCAUGCUCGUGGCUAUGUCAGACCUUUUGCCAUUAGCUACAUUACCCCAGAUAACAGGAAACUGCUUCAUUUUUAUGACGAGAUCUGUCAGCAGAUGAAAAAGGUUGUGAGAUAUUUAAAGUAUGGGAACAGACUGGUUUUUAAGAACAACUUGGAAAUGCAUCUGAUGGACCUGCAUUAUACCAAAGCUGAAAUGUUAUUGAGAAUGAGGUCAAGAAAGCUUUCACAGCCAUUUAGUGAGGACAUUUUCUACAGAAAUCUGAGGUCCCUGGAAACCAACAUCACAGAGACACAGAAUGUACUUCACACCAUCAAACAGUCACUGGUGGAUAAGAAGCUUGAACACAGGUUUGCACGUUUGGAAGUGAAAGCAAAAGUAGACAUUCCGCGACCAAAGUCUGAUUCCUGUAGCCUCCAGGAAUGGGAGGAAAUAGAAAACUCUGUUCCUGUCUCAAAUUUAUCCGGAUCUUAUGGAUCCUCACCCGAGAACUCAGCAACACUCUUUCCAGAUACAAGGUUCUAUCGGCCAAAAUCUGUGAAGAUUACAUCAGGGCGACAGUUUGAUAUUCACUUACAAGGCCUUCAUGAACUUUGUUCCUGGGGCCACCGAGAGGGCAUGCAGAAACUCAGACAUUUAUAUCAGUUCUUUAGGAGAGAUAUGGCUGUUCUUCAAGUGGAGAGCAGUGACAAGAUCUACAAUGACCCCAGCUCCUCAGCUCUACACUUUGGAGAGGACUGCAUUGGAGCCAACCUACUGACCAAUAUUGACAAAAAAUGUAUGGGAUGUCAAUGUCUACAUGCUGAGAUACCAGAAUUGUUCAAAAAGUGUUCAUCUAGAUCUAUGGAAACUUUGAGUUUUAAGUCAGCUGCUAGCUCCUUUCGGUCAGUGGUUGAUGAUGAUGAUGCAGAGUCUAUGAAGUCAGCUUUCAGUGCCACUGGAUCACCUAGUGUGAACUUUAGUCUCAACAAUGAUUCUGAGAUGACAGAUAAUUCAGAAGAGAACAUAGACAUUUCUUCAAGAAAUGAGGUGAUCAGACAACUCCAAUUUAAGAUACAAAAGUUACAAACACUUAGGACAGAUAAUUUUAUUGAUGCUGGAAGAGAGAACGGAAACAGUGAUGGGAUUGAAAAUUUUCACAACAAGAAAAUAGAUGAAAACAGUGAGAUAUCCGAAACUGACAUUGGAAACUCUGAGGAAGAGACAGAACUUUCAUCAAGUAUGAUAUUGUCAACAUCCACUCUGGUGUGGGAGGAGAAGGAGAUGGGAGAAGAAAAGGAGGAGGGCAGUGAUACAACAGAUGAGAGGGAAGCCAUGUGUGAAUGUAACUCAAGUGAUGAGGAGACUGAUGAAAAGAGGGACAGACUCCAAACAAUAACAGCUGAAAAUGUAGGUCAGCAGGAGAAUGAAAGUGAAAGUAAAGAAGAUGCAGAAAGGAUACAUGUGUCUGUGUUAGCUCAGUCACUCAAAAUUGAAUCUACAGUAGAGCAUGAUUCAGAGGGCAUAACAAGUUAUAAAUUUAUUAGGCAAAACAUUGAAAAUCUGAUUCCUGUUGACACACCAGAGCAAGAUUCCGUUCUGUUUCCGGUUACUUCAGACAACAUGGCUUGUGGAUUUGGGCUUCUACAUGUCAUGACUAAAUAUGCCAGCAUAAAACAUGUUAUAUACUCUAUUCUGAUUGGUCAAUCUGUGAUUGUUGUUGGGACCCCCGAUCUGGAGGAAGAAGUUAAGAACAUUGUUAAAGCUCUGAAGAUUUUCCUGACCUCUUAUCACAGGAAUCAUAAAAGUUUUAUUCCAUGGACUCGAUGUAUGCCCAGUAUAUGUAAAAUGUCAGACAUAAAACUGUUGGGUGUUUGUCGUCCAGAAAGAAAACCAAUGGAUAGAUUUAUUCCUGCUGUCAUUAGAAAAUUGUGUACUGUAUUCGAUGUGAGGAAAAGAGAAGUUUUCUGUCCCAUAUAUCAGGGCUAUUAUUUAUCGCUACUGGACAACAGAGUGAGGAAUUACAAGAUGGAAGAGAUGCUAACAACCCUAAUAAAAUCAAUUUUGGUUGACCUUUCAUCCAAGGCUUUCAUUUAUUUCCACGCCUUCUGUAUUGGUCCUGCCGGAAAGGGAAGACAGGACUACAGGUUUAUACAGCAACAGAGCUCAUCAUUCCAGAGGACAGUGUCAAAUUUCAUGGCUAAAAUUGGAAUUCAUGAUUCUGACAUGCACAUUGUAGAGUUUUUGUGUGAAACUAUUAAGCAUCAGCUGAUUGAGGAUCACUUCCAGUCGAGGGCAGGUGUACCAAAUAUGCCUAUGAAACCAGUGACUAUCCAGCACAGUCUUUGUAGCCAGAUGAUGAAAUGCUGAUGUCAGUUAACAAAUUAACUGUGCAAUAUUUA